CACUCAAACGAGAGAACUCAAACUCGCGAGAGCUAGGAAACAUGUUCGUCUUUUAUCUAUUUUCUACCGCUAUCGCCGCGCUCGCAUAUUAUAUCGGUUAUUUUAUACUAAACAAAAAUCGUAAUUAUUGGAAAAAGCGAAAUGUACCAUUUGUUGAACCAUUACCAUUAUUUGGAAAUUAUAAAAAAUUCAUUACUUUACAAAAGUGUUGGCCGAAGAUUACACAAGAAAUUUGCCAAAAAUUUCCUGACGCUCCCUAUGUCGGAGUGUAUUUUGGAACAGAUCCUGCUCUAGUUAUCCAGGAUAUCGUUAUGAUCAGACUCGUCUUGGCAAAGGAUUUUUACUAUUUCAAUUAUAGAGACGUCGCUGCCCACACGGACAAAGAAUUACUUACUCAGAACAUGUUCUUUACUGGUGGCGAUAGAUGGAGAGUCCUUCGACAAAAUUUAACUGCUGUAUUUACGUCGGCAAAAUUGAAAAAUAUGUUUUAUUUAAUAGAAAACUGUGCCAUCCAGUUGGAGAAAAUUAUCGAUGAGGAUUUAAAAUCGAGUAAGACAAAUGUGAUCGAGAUGAAGGCACUUUUAGUAAAGUACACCAUGGACUGCAUUGGAUCGUGUGCUUUUGGAGUGGACACAGGGGCCAUGACUAAUGAUAAUAAGCAGAUUAAUCCCUUCAAAGUUGUGGGUGAUAAAUUAUUUGAUAUUACAAAUGUUGGCGGUCUUAAAUUGAUCGGCAGAUCAAUGUGGCCUUCUGUGUUUUAUGGUUUAGGUCUAAAAUGGUUUAGUGACGAUAUAACAGUCUUUUUCUAUAAAUUUUUGAAAGGCGUAUUAGCAGAUCGAACGCAGAAACAGUCGUCGAGAAAUGACUUUAUCGAUUUCAUUCUCGGCUGGAAGCAAAAACCAUAUUUAACUGGAGAUAGUGUUAAGAACUACAAAACUGGCUUGAAGUCUACAUUCAGCCUGGAAGUAAACGAUGACUUGCUUGUGGGACAGUGUGUUUUAUUCUUUGCUGCUGGUUUUGAAACUACAGCUACGACUAUCGGCUUUGUUUUUUAUGAACUAUCGAAAGAUCAAAAUGCUCAAACCAAAGUCAUUGAGGAGGUUGCCGAUUAUUUUAGACGCCAUAAUGGUAAAAUCGAAUACGAGUGCAUCAAUGAAAUGCCGUACCUUCAGGCUUGUAUAGACGAAACACUUCGACUCUAUCCUAUUUUGGGAGUUUUAACAAGAGAAGUUGCAGAAACUUACACUCUACCAACAGGGCUGCGCGUAGAGAAGGGUGAUCGUAUACACAUUCCUAUAUAUCACAUACAUCACAAUCCUAAGUAUUUUCCGGAACCAGAAGAAUUUCGUCCCGAAAGGUUUUACGGGGAAGAGAAGAAAAAUAUCAAACAGUUUACAUACAUGCCGUUUGGCGAAGGGCCUAGGAUAUGUAUUGGUCUCCGUUUUGCAAGGAUGCCAAUAGUAGCAGCAUUACUUACGGUUUUAAAGAAUUACCGAGUGGAGCUAGCUGAUGAUAUGCCUCGAAAUGUAAAUUUUCAACCAAGAUCCUUCGUUACUCAAGUAUUAGGCGGAAUGCGUUUAAAAUUUGUUGCUCAUCAUGACUAAUAAUCCGCAGCAUUGUUUUUUUGUUGAUACAUAUUUUAUUUAUGUUUUUUAUCAUUAAAUCACACCAAUGCUAUAAAAGCGAAAUGUGUAAGUGUGUAUGUUUGUUCGU
This is a messenger RNA of Bicyclus anynana (squinting bush brown), 1713 nucleotides long. Its product is annotated as cytochrome P450 6B2-like. The transcript is spliced from 2 exons. Lineage: Eukaryota; Metazoa; Arthropoda; Insecta; Lepidoptera; Nymphalidae. Bases 42 to 1604 code for a protein of 520 amino acids. Gene Ontology annotation, molecular function: heme binding; iron ion binding; oxidoreductase activity, acting on paired donors, with incorporation or reduction of molecular oxygen. The record is from RefSeq and is a predicted model, not a curated record.